Molecule: messenger RNA, 2829 nt
Organism: Debaryomyces fabryi
Lineage: Eukaryota; Fungi; Ascomycota; Pichiomycetes; Serinales; Debaryomycetaceae
Gene: ARO80
Product: Aro80p
Exons: 1
Coding region: 1-2829 (942 amino acids)
Biological process (GO): DNA-templated transcription; positive regulation of transcription by RNA polymerase II; aromatic amino acid catabolic process
Cellular component (GO): nucleus
Molecular function (GO): DNA binding; zinc ion binding; DNA-binding transcription factor activity, RNA polymerase II-specific
Source: RefSeq, a predicted model, not a curated record
AUGAAUUCACAGCACCAGUCGCCAUCUGAUACUAAUCAGAUACUGCCUGAAGAUCAUGGGAAAUUUUCAAGAUCUGAGUCGCCAUCAUCAAAAAAGUAUAAGAGAAAUUAUAGAGCAUGUUUGAAUUGCAGGGUUCGAAAAGUUAAAUGUGAUUUAGGCUCAGUCGACAACCCACGGGAUGGAAAAUGUGCAAGAUGCUUAAGGGAACGUAAGGAUUGUGUAUUUGUUGAAUCAAGGAGAGGAGGAGCCACAAAUGUGAUGAAUGGGAGGAAGAGGAGAUCUGAGGGACAUAACGAAUAUCCUACACAAUAUGAACAUUCUAAUGAUGGUCCAUCUAUGCCACGGAGAAGCUUACCUUCUGUUACUAGUAUUCUAAAUGAAGAAAAAAGGGCAGUAUCUUCCGACGAGCAAACACCGAUACACAAUGGGCAACAGAGUAACCAUGGUAGCGGAACCGAGCCAAACAAUCACUUUUCGACUAUGGAAGGUGCAUUAGUAUUCCUUGCUAAAGCAGCCGGCACAAUUGCCAAAGCUGAUGAAAGAGAUAAUAUUGAUGCUCGAGCAAAACAUGAGCAAAUUGAAGCGAGAAUUAGUAAUGACAAUUCCGUGGUGAAUUCUGACAGCAGUUCAAAAAACGUCAAUGAAAAUAACUUUGAAUUAGCUGCACCAAACAAUUCUAGUAAUCAUAGUAUUGAUAGCACUAAAUAUUCAUCACCAAGCAUUACUUCCUAUACCAAACCAUUAGAUAUAGGUAAAACAUUAUCUAUGCCGGCUGAAAGUGGGUAUAUGGUACGCCCCAAAGGAUCUAACAAGCUAGGAAAUAUUGAAUAUAUUGGUGGUCCAAAUGGUAUUUUGACUGAAGAUGAAGCUGAAACGUUGAUCCAUUUGUUUUUCACUACGAUGCAUCCAUAUUUCCCAUACAUACCCAAGUUUUUACAUUCUCCUACUACGUUAUCAGGAUACCCUAUUUUGCUUUGUGCAAUUUUGACAAUAGCAUCUCGUCAUUAUACUUUGGACACUCAUCCGAAUACUAGUGGUGUUGCUCGAAAUAUUGAAGUACAUGAUAGAUUAUGGUUAUAUGUACAAAGAUUAAUUUCACAGACUGUUUGGGCGGAGGCAAGUACAAGAUCUAUUGGAACAGUCUUUGCAUUUUUAUUAUUCACUGAAUGGAACCCAAGAGCUAUUCAUUGGAGGUGGUCCGAUUAUGCCAAUAAAGCAGAAGAUAUUAAUGAAAAUAGUUCAAGUGCUUCUAAUGAAUUUGGAACUAGUCUCUCAUCCACUCAAGAUGAGCCUAACCUUGCUGGGUUAGGUGCAAUGAGGAGAAGUUAUAGAAUGGCGUGGAUGUUGAUUGGGUCGGCGGUUAGACUAGCACAGGAUAUGGGAUUCAUGGAAAUAAGCACAAGGACGUUCCUAGCAACACACAUAGCUGAGAUUAAUAGUGUUAUGAAUAUAAGUAGACGAUCUAUGUUAGGUCACUCCUUAUCAGAAAUUGAUAUUGAUGAUGAUGAGAUCACUGAAGAGCAGGAACAGGAUGAAGAAGAAAAUGAAUAUAAAUUUUUACAUAUGAAUGAAGAGGAACUACAAAAAAUUAUCAAAGAAAAUGUUUUAAAAUUCACUUUAAAUCAAAGAGCUAAAAUUGAAUUAUUGCAGAUUAUGUCAUUGGGUCAUGAAUCGCUUUACGGGCAUAAGGCACAACUAGGAAGUCUAACUCAAAGGCAGAAUUUGUCAAUCCUUAGCAUUAUAAGUCCAUUAUUGAACAAUUGGUCUAAGAAAUAUAAGCAUUUAUUAGUUCAAUCGAACCAAAAAAUACUUAAUAACAUGUCUAAUUUGCAACAGCACCUUACUAAUCCAGAAUCAAAGGUUGCGAAAGAAUUGGCUGAUGUUAUCGAUAAGGAAUCCUUCAUAUUUGAGUUUCAUUAUGCAAAAUUAUACAUAUUUUCUUUGGCCCUAAGCCCAUCGCCAAAGAAUAUGUAUGAUUCCGAUAAGAAAAACAAGCGCAAAUCAGGUAAAGUCAACUUAAAAUUAGACGAAAUUUCGAGAUCGGCUAAAUACAUUGAACAAGCAUUCAAUUCAGCCAAUGAAAUGUUAUCAGUCGCCCACAGAAUCCACAAAUUAAAGAUGUUAAGGUUCAUGCCAGUCAGAUGGGUUACAAGGAUUGUCCGUGCGGUUGCAUUUAUAGUCAAAUGUUAUCUUACUAUUACUGCUCAUAAAAAGACCGCAGAUAGUGAUGCAAACAUAAGUUCCUUCAAUGAUUUUGAUUCUACUAUAUUAUCAUUAUCGUUAAUUUCUAUUGAAGAAAUUACUGAAAGUAUUCAACGUGCGGCAAUUACCUUAAGAGAUUGUUCACCAGACGAAUUGCAUCUAUGUACAAGAUAUUCCAAUGUGUUGAUGUAUCUAUGCUCAGAGAUGAAAGUUAAAUCGAAGGGUAGUAAUGAUAACGAUGAAGAUAUUCAUUCUAAACUUAAAAGGCAGAAGGUUCCAAAAGGUUCUCAUGGUGAAGAAAAUGAUGCGACUAACGGGGUUUCAAAUCACCCUUUGAAUGCAAAUGAUGAAAAUUAUGGAAAUAUACAAAAUGAACCCCUUCCAUAUUAUGAUAACUCCGUAUACUUCAAUAAACCAACUAGAAAACUGGAUGAAUCACAAAGUGCAAAUUUGACACCAAACGAAGAUAACAAUACCCCAUUACAAGGAUUGAUGGGAGAUAGUGAAGUUAUGGAUUGGUUCAUAAAUAACAAAAAUGUGGGGUUGGAUUUUGUUGGCCCUUGGACUGAAAUGAUUGAACAACAGUUGAAUUCAAAUGAACAGUUUAAUUUUGGUGAUACCAUCUAA